Zalophus californianus (California sea lion) is the source of this 6859-nucleotide messenger RNA. It is a transcript of the gene ZNF229, whose product is annotated as zinc finger protein 229. The transcript is spliced from 11 exons. Gene Ontology annotation, molecular function: RNA polymerase II cis-regulatory region sequence-specific DNA binding; DNA-binding transcription factor activity, RNA polymerase II-specific. Gene Ontology annotation, biological process: regulation of transcription by RNA polymerase II; central nervous system development. Gene Ontology annotation, cellular component: nucleus. The record is from RefSeq and is a predicted model, not a curated record. NCBI's taxonomy places the organism in Eukaryota, Metazoa, Chordata, Mammalia, Carnivora, Otariidae.
CUGGGCGAUUGGCUUGGGGACCCGAGGGGCGCCCUAGGUAGUGGAGAGACCAGGUUUGAGCUGCUGAUUCUUGCUCCAGAAGAGGCAGUGCUGCUUGAGCGAACCCUCUGAGAAUCGUUGAUGGGCUGCAGACUGCUAGGUUGAAGGAGGGACCAGGGCCGGGAGGUGGGUUCUAGGCAGACCGCUCCCUGCACGUGCUGGGGGUGUUUGAAUGGGAAGCAAGAAUUUGGACUGGUAAUCCUGGAAUAGCGCAAGGCGCUAGGGCAUUCAGGUUUGGUGGAGACUUUGGGUUAGAGGUGCAGAAUUGGCGUCCAGGAAGAACAGAGCUGCAGCAUCUGCAUGAGAUUGACAGCGCUUUGCUCAGGACCCUCAGGCCUCUGCCUGUGCCUGGAGGAGAGCAUGGAAGAGCAGGAUGAGAAGCCCCCAGAGCCCCUGAAGACCUGUGCCCAGGACUCUCUCCUUCCUCCAGAGAUUAUCGUCAAGGUCGAGAGAGAAGAUGCUGGGUCACUGGCCCUUCCAUCCCAGGAAGGAGUGAACUUCAAAAUUGUGACUGUGGACUUCACUCAGAAGGAAGAGGGCACUUUGAACCCUAAUCAGAGGUGUGAUCCUAGAGACGUGAUCCUAGAGAACUACAGGGACCUGGUCUCUUGGGACUUGGCAACGGCACUUGGAAGAAGAGAAUCAACAUCAAAGCAGAACAUUUUUGAUGAUGAGCCAUCCCGUGGAGUGAAGGUAGAAAGGUUGACAAGAGAUGAUCCUUGGUUAUCUUCGUGUGAAGAAGUUCAGGAUUGUAAGGACCAGUUUGAAAAGCAACAGGAAAAACAAGAGAGACUUUUGAAAGAAAUGGCAUUUACUCACAGGAAAGCAAUUACUUAUGAGAGAGUCCAUAAAAGUGAUGAACUUGAAGAGAAAAGUGGUCUGAAUUCCAGUCUUUUUUCACCCCAGAUGAUACCCAUAAGAAACCAUUUUCAUAAACAUGCCUCACAUGUUAAAAAAUUGCAUUAUAAUUCCAUUGUAAACACUAAUGAGACGAUUAAUGACAGUGAGAAACUCUGUGAGAAUAAUGAAUGUGGAAACCCUCGCCAGAACAUUCACCUUAUUCAGUUUACAAGAACUCAAACAGAAGAUAAAUCCUAUGGAUUUAGUGACAGUAUUCAAUCUUUUAGCCAUGAUGUACCCCUAAAUAUACAUCAGAAAAUACACGCAAGAGGAAGAUCCUUAGAUUUUAAGGAAUGUGGGCAAGUUUUGAACCACAGUAUAUCCCGUAAUGAACAACAGAGAAUACCUGUUGAAGAGAGUCAAUAUAACUGUAGUCAAACCUCCCAGAGUUCUCUUGCUCAAAACAUGAGAAACCAUUCUGAAGAGAAACCCUUUGAAUGUAAUCAGUGUGGGAAAUCCUUCAGCUGGAGUUCUCAUCUUGUUGCACAUCAGAGAACUCACACCGGGGAGAAACCUUACGAAUGUAACGAGUGUGGGAAAUCCUUCAGCCGGAGUUCUCAUCUUGUUUCUCACCAGAGAACUCAUACUGGAGAGAAACCUUACAGAUGUAAUCAGUGUGGGAAAUCUUUUAGCCAGAGCUAUGUUCUUGUGGUGCAUCAGAGAACUCAUACUGGAGAGAAGCCCUAUGAGUGCAACCAGUGUGGGAAAUCCUUCAGGCAGAGCUACAAACUUAUUGCCCAUCAAAGAACUCACACUGGAGAGAAGCCCUACGAAUGCAAUCAAUGUGGGAAAUCCUUUAUCCAGAGCUAUAAACUUAUUGCACAUCAAAGAAUUCAUACUGGAGAGAAGCCCUACGAGUGCAAUCAGUGUGGAAAGUCCUUUAGUCAGAGUUACAAACUUGUCGCCCAUCAGAGGACUCACACAGGAGAAAAACCCUUUGAAUGUAAUCAGUGUGGAAAAUCCUUCAGCUGGAGCUCUCAGCUUGUUGCACAUCAGAGAACUCAUACUGGAGAGAAACCCUAUGAAUGUAAUGAGUGUGGAAAAUCUUUCAACCGCAGUUCUCACCUUGUUAUGCAUCAGAGAACUCAUACCGGAGAAAAACCCUAUGAAUGUAACCAGUGUGGGAAGUCCUUUAGCCAGAGUUAUGUUCUUGUUGUGCAUCAGAGAACUCAUACUGGAGAAAAGCCCUAUGAGUGCAAUCAGUGUGGAAAGUCCUUCAGGCAGAGUUCAUGCCUUACUCAACAUCAAAGAACUCAUACUGGAGAGAAACCUUAUGAAUGUAAUCAGUGUGGGAAAACAUUCAGCUUGAGUGCUCGACUUAUUGUACAUCAAAGAACUCAUACUGGAGAAAAGCCCUUUACAUGUAAUCAGUGUGGGAAGGCUUUCAUUAAUAGUUCUAAACUUAUUAGGCAUCAGGCAACUCAUGCUGAGGAGAAACCCUAUGAAUGUAACUAGUUUGGAAAUCUUUCAGCCAGAGUGUACGCUUUUUUACGUCACCGGCUGGACCUCUUAAUAAGACCGCGCGCCGCAGAGGAUUCUGGGAAGUGUAGUCCGGGCCCUCCCGAGUCGCCCACUUCCGCUUCCGGCCACCGCAGCGCUGCCAUAAUUUCUUCUGCGAUGGCCCUCCCGCAGAAACUUCUCGGACUGUCUUCAGCCAUCUGCAGCGUUCUUGGCCCUGUGGACCAUGAGUCUCUCCGGAGCAGGGACUAUGCAUAUAGCGACUCAGUCCUUCCUUCUGAGCCCAGGGAGCCAUCCGAUGCUCCUUGUCAGAACUUGGAGAUCCUUAAGAGUGAAGAAGGCCCGGAUCUUCUGCUUCUCCGGAUUAGGAAGACCAGAAGAGAAAUAAAAUUGCUUCCACUCUGGGAAAACUUAGGAGAGGCGAUCAUGGAGACUUGGACCUCAAGGCCUGGGGAGAGAGCUGUCUGCUCUCAAGCCUCAGCCCUUUCUCAGGAUGGGGAGGACAAGACCGAGUUUCAGGAGCCAUUGACCUUCAGGGACGUGGCGGUGGUCUUCACUGAGGAGGAGCUGAGGCUGCUGGACUGCGCCCAGAGGAAGUUGUACCGAGACGUGAUGCUGGAGAACUUUAGGAACCUGCUGUCUGUGGGAGACAAGAAUGCAAAGGAAAUGGAGUAUAUUCAAGAAAGAGAAUUAAAGUGCCUUUCCUCCAGGGAGCUCUCCUACUGGAAAAUCUGGGAACAGGUGACUGGUGAAUUAACUGGGAGUCAGGAUCAUAGAGUAAAUCUUCAAGGGGAAAGUUUCCAGUUCUCAGAAGACGCUUCUCCCUGCCAAGGGUGGGAAGGAGCACCUGCUCGGGGUUCACACAUUGACAAUCUGGUGGGCAGUCUACAGAGACCCAUCGGCUCAGAAAAUCAAGAGUUUCCACCCUGGAAAGCUGUAAGACCGGUAUCCGGUCAGGAUUCUUGGAUGAAAGCCUUUGUGAAUGAGCCGUGGAACAUUCGUGAAAGGUGUAAAAAACUUGACAGGCCAGAUACAAUAUAUAAUAAACAUGAGGGGGACAGUUACGACUUCAGCUGGGUAUCACGUUGUCACAUUGGCCACAGAUUCCCUGAAAGAGAGAGACCCUGUAAUUGCUAUCGGUGUGGAAAGGACCGCGUUAAAAAGCCGAUACUUCAUCGCCCUAACAACCCCCAAGAGUAUGACCGGAAAAGAAAUGACUGUGGAAACGGCUGCAGGGAAGAGUCCCACCUUCCCACUCAUCCAAGAGGGCCCUCGAGAGAGAAACCCCAUAAAAACGAGUUCGGCCCGGGCUUGAGGCCGACCGCCCACCUCGAGAGACCGCAAAGGACUCCUUCGGGCGAGAAAGCCUCUAAAAGUAAGGAGUGCGGCCGGGGCCCGCGGCAGAACCCGCGCGGGCCCAGCAGGCCCCGGGCCCCUGCCGCGGAGCUGCCCUACAGCUGCGAUGUGUGUGGGAAGGGCUUCCGCUACCAGUCGAUCCUCCUCAUUCACCAGGGCGUGCAUACGGGCAAGAAGCCGUACGCGUGCGAGGAGUGCGGGAAGGCCUUCGGCCGCAGCUCAAACCUGCUGGUCCACCAGAGGGUCCACACCGGCGAGAAGCCCUACAAAUGCGGCGAGUGCGGGAAGGGCUUCAGCUACAGCUCGGUGCUGCAGGUGCACCAGCGGCUGCACACGGGCGAGAAGCCCUACACGUGCAGCGAGUGCGGCAAGGGCUUCUACGCCAAGUCGGCGCUCCACAAGCACCAGCACGUGCACCCCGGGGAGAAGCCCUACAGCUGCGCCCAGUGCGGGAAGGGCUUCACGUGCAGCUCCCACCUCAGCAGCCACCAGAAGGCGCACGCGGGCCAGAAGCCCUACCAGUGUGACAAGUGCGACAAGGGUUUCAGCUACAACUCGUACCUCCAGGCGCACCAGCGCGUCCACACGGGGCAGCGGCUCUUCGAAUGCGACGUGUGCGGCAAGAGUUUCAGUUACAGCUCGGGGCUCCUCCGGCACCAGAGGCUGCACACGGGCGAGAAGCCCUACAAGUGCGAGUGCGGGAAGGGCUUCGGCCGCAGCUCGGACCUGCACGUCCACCAGAGGGUCCACACCGGCGAGAAGCCCUAUAAGUGCGUCGAGUGCGGGAAGGGCUUCCGGCGGAAUUCAGACCUGCAUAGUCACCAGAGGGUCCACACGGGCGAGCGGCCCUUCGUGUGCGACGUGUGUGGGAAGGGCUUCAUUUACAGCUCCGACCUCCUCAUCCAUCAGAGGACGCACACGGGCGAGAAGCCCUACAAAUGCGCCGAGUGCGGCAAAGGCUUCAGUUACAGCUCAGGGCUCCUCAUCCACCAGAGGGUGCACACCGGCGAGAAACCUUACAAAUGCGAGGAGUGCGGUAAGGGCUUCCGGUGCACCUCAAGUCUCUACAAGCACCAGCGCAUCCACACGGGCAAGAAGCCCUACACGUGUGAUCAGUGCGGCAAGGGCUUCAGUUACGGCUCCAAUCUCCGCACCCACCAGAGGUUGCACACGGGCGAGAAGCCCUACACGUGUUACGAGUGUGGCAAGGGCUUCAGAUACGGCUCAGGGCUCCUCAGUCACAAGAGGGUGCACACCGGGGAGAAGCCUUAUAGAUGCGACGUGUGCGGGAAGGGCUACAGUCAGAGCUCACACCUUCAGGGUCACCAGAGGGUCCACACGGGCGAGAAGCCCUACACGUGCGGGGAGUGCGGGAAGGGCUUUGGCCGAAGCUCCUGUCUUCACGUCCACCAGAGGGUCCACACGGGCGAGAAGCCCUACACGUGCGGGGAGUGCGGGAAGGGCUUCAGCUACAGCUCGGGCCUGCGGAAUCAUCAGCGCGUGCACGGGAGUGAGAAACCUGACAAGUAGGCGAGCGUUCGGAUGGCAUCCCGAGCUUUCUGCUCACCCGAGCGCCGGUGCGGGAGGAAGCCUUUGGGAACGUGCUGUGUAGGGUCGGCUGCUGGGGGAGGCUGACCUGGUCACGCGGCCCUUUCUGCGGAGGAAGGAAAGACCCGGAAGUUCGAGAAGCGGGAAGAGCGCUUGAGUCGCAGGCUUCCUCGUCUCCGAGAGUGUGUCGGCCGGCGGGCCGUCCUUAAGGAAGCAGGGCGGGGCCUCCGUAAAGAUCGUCACUCUCCUCAGAGUCGGCCCAGGAGGGAGCUCUUCUAAAUGAGAGGAGCAGGUGGUGGACAUGGAUGCCUUGGUGGGGGGGGGGGGGUUGGAAAAUACCCGCAGAUGGGACAAAUGUAGGAAAGAAUGGCCACCUUGCUAAAACCAAUAUUGUGUGUACCUUUUAGAAGAUCGAUUUUACAGAAAUUGAAAGAUGGUGUUACUGUGGGUUGAGGCCAGUCGCUUUUAGAAGAGCAGGAACAGUUAGAGGGAGGGUCCCCCUCUUGGCAGGUGUGGAUGAUGUGUCUCCACAUACACCUUUUUAUGUCACGUUGUGGUGAAUGUGUUUCAUCUCCUAGAGAUAAACUGCUCUCCUAGAGAGGUCGUACUGAACUGCGGAGCCGUUUCAUUUUAUCAGGUUUGUUCUGUUUUGUUUUGAAGUAGGCUCCAUAUGGGCCCGGCACGGAGCCCAGUGUGGGGCUUGAACUCACAACCCCGAGAUCCAGACCUGAGACGAGAUAAGAGUCGGACGCUCAACCGACUGAGCCACCCAGGCACCCCUCAUUUUACCAGGUGUUAAACACGAAAGCCGAUUGGCGUUGCAUUGAAUUUAUAGGCUAAUUUGUUUUAUUGCUAUCAUGAGUAUAAUGCUUCUGCCCCAUUUCAUUUCAUGUUUUUAAACAGACAAGACAACUAUUAGAGCAUUUUAAAGAAUCAGAAAUACCAUUUGAACUUGUCAGAAUAGCCGUGGAAAAAUAGAGUCACCAAAACCACCAUCAGUGGGGAUCUGUGGAAACCUGCACCUGUGAGUUUAUUGGUGGGGGGUGAAAAAAAGUAGUCUUUUGGGAAAGAAUUUGUCAGUGUAUCAAGUUCAGAUUCGUGUAACCUUUGAAGUGGCAAUAAGUGUGUAGUAAUUGAUACUUGGGAGGUAGUUGCACAUAUGGAAAAAGAUGUAUGCAUAUGACUGAGUUUCUUAGCAUUUUCUUACCAUAGCAAAAUAAAAAAAAAAUUAAUACUCCAAGUGUAAUAAAUUAAGUCACAUGUAAAUGAGUGAAAACCACUAAAAAUAUUCAGGUACACCUACAUAGACAUUGAAGGUUGCCCACAAACCAUUUUGUGAACCAAGAAAGUUGGAGAGCCAUUUUAGUAUGGCCCCGUUUUGUUAAUAUGCUUUUUGCGUGUGUAUGUUUAUAUAGAGAGAAAGACACAAAAAUGUGUGAAAGGUCAGUAUGAUAACUGCUUAUCUCUAGUAAGUGGUUUGCGGGGUGUGUAAUAACAUUUGUGUACUUGUAUGUAUUUUACUUUUUAACACAGUAUAUAUAUCAAUUUUAUAACAAUA